GGGCGGACCGGAAAGAGUCCAAAGAAGUCUCUGCACCAUGGCGGGUCCUGUCAGCUUGCGAGAGCUUCUAAUGGGCGCUUCAUCCUGGACCGGCUCUGAAAGUCCCGAGGGGUCCCCUACAGAGGGCGGAGGGAGCGUGGCUGGUGGACCCGAGCCUCCUUGGCGAGAGGAUGAGAUCUGCGUGGUAGGAAUCUUCGGCAAGACGGCUCUGCGACUGAAUUCCGAGAAGUUCUCACUUGUGAAUACGGUUUGCGACCGACAGGUCUUUCCCCUCUUUCGCCACCAAGAUCCUGGGGACUCAGGGCCUGGAAUCAGGACCGAGGCUGGCGCCGUCGGGGAGGCUGGUGGAGCCGGAGACACUGGGGCUGGGGCUGGGGCGGGGGAUUCAGUUCGGGGAGGUGUAGCUACCGCUGAAGGGAACCGAACUGAGCCAGGCUCCCAGGACUACAGUCUUCUGCAGGCCUAUUACAAUCAAGAAAGCAAAGUUCUUUAUCUUCUUCUCACUUCCAUCUGUGACAAUUCCCAGCUUCUGCGGGCUUGUCGUGCCCUUCAGAGUGGGGAAGCAGGAGGUGGCCUCUCUUUACCUCAUGCAGAAGCGCACGAGUUCUGGAAGCACCAAGAGAAGCUGCAGUGUCUCAGUCUCCUUUACCUUUUCUCCGUUUGUCACAUCCUGCUUCUGGUCCAUCCCACUUGCUCUUUUGACAUCACGUAUGAUCGAGUAUUCAGAGCCCUUGAUGGACUGAGACAGAAGGUACUGCCCCUCCUCAAAACAGCCAUUAAGGAUUGUCCGGUUGGCAAAGACUGGAAACUAAACUGCCGACCUUGCCCUCCUAGACUCCUUUUCCUCUUUCAACUCAAUGGAGCCCUCAAAGUGGAACCCCCUCGGAGCCAAGACCCAACUCAUCCAGACAAGCCCAAGAAACAUUCUCCCAAAAGGAGACUGCAGCAUGCCCUGGAGGACCAGAUCUAUAGAAUCUUUAGGAAGAGUCGCGUCUUAACUAAUCAGAGUAUCAAUUGCCUCUUUACUGUGCCUGCCAACCAAGCUUUUGUGUACAUAGUUCCCGGAAGCCAAGAGGAGGACCCAGUAGGCAUGUUGCUGGACCAACUUAGGAGUCAUUGUACUGUGAAGGACCCAGAAUCUUUGCUGGUGCCUGCACCCCUUUCUGGGCCCAGGCGAUACCAGGUGAUGAGGCAGCAUAGCCGACAGCAGCUUUCUUUUCACAUUGACAGCAGCAGUUCCAGUUCUUCAGGGCAGCUAGUGGAUUUCACUCUUCGGGAGUUUCUAUGGCAGCAUGUGGAGUUAGUCCUAAGCAAGAAAGGUUUUGAUGACAGUGUGGGCAGGAACCCACAGCCUUCCCAUUUUGAACUUCCCACUUAUCAGAAGUGGAUCUCAGCAGCUUCAAAACUGUAUGAAGUAGCUAUAGAUGGGAAAGAGGAGGACCUGGGAUCUCCUACUGGGGAGCUAACAUCUAAGAUUUUAAGCAGUAUUAAAGUCUUGGAAGGGUUUUUGGAUAUUGACACCAAAUUCUCAGAAAACCGGUGCCAAAAAGCUUUACCCAUGGCCCAUAGUGCCUAUCAGUCAAACUUGCCUCAUAACUACACAAUGACUGUCCAUAAGAAUCAGCUUGCCCAGGCUCUUCGAGUAUACAGUCAACAUGCUAGGGGUCCAGCCUUUCACAAGUAUGCCAUGCAGUUACAUGAGGACUGCUACAAGUUUUGGAGCAAUGGCCAUCAGCUCUGUGAGGAAAGGAGUUUAACUGAUCAACACUGUGUACAUAAGUUUCACUCAUUACCUAAAUCAGGAGAAAAACCAGAGGCUGAUAGAAAUCCUCCUGUGCUGUAUCACAACAGCCGAGCUCGAUCUACUGGUGCCUGUAACUGUGGAAGGAAACAAGCACCUCGAGAUGAUCCCUUUGAUAUCAAGGCAGCUAACUAUGACUUUUAUCAGCUUCUGGAAGAAAAAUGUUGUGGAAAAUUGGAUCAUAUCAAUUUCCCAGUAUUUGAACCAAGUACUCCAGAUCCUGCUCCUGCCAAAAAUGAAUCUUCUCCUGCCCCUCCAGAUGCAGAUGCUGAUAAACUUAAAGAAAAAGAACCUCAAACCCAAGGAGAGAGCACAAGCCUGAGUUUAGCUUUGAGUUUAGGCCAGUCCACAGAUAGUUUAGGUACCUAUCCAGCUGAUCCACAAGCAGGAGGAGAUAAUCCAGAAGUUCAUGGUCAAGGAGAAGUAAAAACUGAGAAGAGACCAAACUUGGUUGAUAGACAGGCAUCCACAGUUGAGUAUCUCCCAGGCAUGCUACAUUCAAAUUGCCCUAAAGGUCUACUACCCAAAUUCUCCAGCUGGUCAUUGGUUAAAUUAGGCCCUGCUAAGUCUUAUAACUUUCAUACAGGUUUAGACCAACAAGGCUUCAUUCCAGGAACAAACUAUCUUAUGCCUUGGGACAUUGUCAUCAGGACUAGAGCUGAAGAUGAAGGAGACUUAGACACAAAUUCUUGGCCUGCUCCAAAUAAAGCUAUUCCUGGAAAGAGAAGUGCAGUAGUAAUGGGAAGAGGAAGACGGAGAGAUGACAUAGCUCGGGCAUUUGUGGGCUUUGAAUAUGAAGACUCUAGAGGUCGGAGGUUUAUGUGUUCAGGACCUGACAAAGUAAUGAAAGUAAUGGGAAGUGGGCCAAAGGAGUCCGCUUUAAAAGCCCUGAAUAGUGAUAUGCCCUUAUAUAUUCUGUCAUCAUCUCAGGGUAGAGGGCUAAAACCACAUUAUGCUCAACUUAUGAGGCUUUUUGUUGUAGUUCCUGAUGCUCCUUUGCAGAUAAUACUAAUGCCCCAGGUUCAACCAGGCCCACCACCAUGUCCAGUAUUCUACCCAGAAAAACAAGAAAUCACUCUUCCACCAGAUGGCCUCUGGGUUUUGAGAUUUCCUUAUGCAUAUGUGACUGAGAGAGGACCUUGUUUCCCUCCUAAGGAAAACGUGCAGUUAAUGAGUUACAAGGUGCUCCGUGGAGUUCUUAAAGCAGUAACACAAUAAGUGUUUUAUAGGCAGUUCCAUCUUUUUUUUUUAAUUAAAAAAAUAUUUUUUUUCUAAUGUUUAUUUAUUUUUGAAGGAGAGACAGACAGUGUGGGGAGGGGAGGGCAGAGAGAGAGGGAGACACAGAAUCUGAAGCAGGCUCCAGGCUCUGAGUCAAUACAAAGCCUGACGUGAACCUUGAACCCAACCCGUGAGAUCAUGAUCUGAGCCGAAGUCGAUGCUCAACUGACUGAGCCACGCAGGUGCCCCUAUAGCUGGUUCCAUUUUAACGCUGAUGUUUGAUUUUGCUGUGUAUGGGUUUGGUUUUUUUUUUCAUUUUGUUUCUUUGUUUUUGUUUUGGUAUGUGUAUGCUGUGUUUCCUUAAAUACAGAAUGUGCUUUGGUUACAGGAGUUCAGUAUUGAUACAAUAGUUCCACUCUUUCAUGAUGUUAUUGAUAUUUAUUGUAAACGGGCCUGUACCUUCUUAAUAAACAUUGGUUCUUGCAGGAAAGGACAUAAAUAUCUGGUUGAUACCUUUGGGGUUUUUUUUUUGUUUCUGUUUCACUGUCCAUAAUAAAACAUGUUUAUCAUAACUGAA
Molecule: messenger RNA, 3596 nt
Organism: Felis catus (domestic cat)
Lineage: Eukaryota; Metazoa; Chordata; Mammalia; Carnivora; Felidae
Gene: SMG8
Product: SMG8 nonsense mediated mRNA decay factor
Exons: 4
Coding region: 38-3019 (993 amino acids)
Biological process (GO): nuclear-transcribed mRNA catabolic process, nonsense-mediated decay
Source: RefSeq, a predicted model, not a curated record